Messenger RNA from Columba livia (rock pigeon), 3661 nucleotides. Its product is annotated as dual specificity protein kinase CLK2. Gene Ontology annotation, molecular function: protein serine/threonine kinase activity; ATP binding; protein tyrosine kinase activity. The transcript has 20 exons. NCBI's taxonomy places the organism in Eukaryota, Metazoa, Chordata, Aves, Columbiformes, Columbidae. The record is from RefSeq and is a predicted model, not a curated record. Gene Ontology annotation, biological process: protein transport; peptidyl-tyrosine phosphorylation; regulation of RNA splicing. Gene Ontology annotation, cellular component: recycling endosome membrane; trans-Golgi network membrane; nucleus. Bases 184 to 2505 code for a protein of 773 amino acids.
GACGCAACGUGCGUGCGUGCGCGGCCCCGCGGGGACCCGGAUCGGCGGCGCGUCGGGGCGGCGGCAGCGAACGGCGGAACCGGAGCAGCUGAAACGGGGAGGGCCCGGGAUUCCCGGGGAGGCUCCACGGCCGCCAUCACGGAUUUCCUGUGGGACAAGCGCACCGGGCUGGCUGCGAGGACGAUGCCUCACUCUCGAAGGUACCGCUCGUCGGAGCGCAGCAGCCGCGGCAGCUACCACGAGCGCUACAGGAGCCGCAAGCACAAGAGGCGGCGGACGCGGUCGCGAUCGAGCAGCAGCGAGCGUGACCGCCGGCACCGUCGGGAAGACAGUUACCACGUUCGGUCCAGGAGCUACGACGACCACUCAGCCGACAGGAGGGCCUACGACCGGCGUUACUGUGACAGCUACCGGCGCAACGAUUACAGCCGUGAGCGAGGAGAAGCUUACUAUGAACCCGAAUACCGUCAUUCCUAUGAGUACCGGCGCUCCCGGGACCGCGAGGGCAGCUACCGGAGCUGCAAAAGCAGCCGGCGUAAGCACAGGCGGAGGCGGCGCCGCAGCCGGUCCUUUAGUCGCUCCUCAUCGCAGCGGAGUCGACAGAGCAGCAGAAGGGCCAAGAGUGUGGAGGACGACGACGAGGGGCAUCUGAUCUAUCGCAUCGGCGACUGGCUACAAGAAAGAUAUGAGAUUAUUAGCACUUUAGGGGAAGGCACGUUCGGCAGAGUGGUGCAGUGCAUCGAUCACCGGAGGGGCGGUGCACGUGUCGCUCUCAAAAUCAUUAAAAACGUGGAGAAAUACAAAGAGGCUGCUCGGCUGGAAAUUAAUGUGCUGGAGAAAAUCAACGAGAAGGAUCCUGAGAACACGAAUCUCUGCGUCAGGAUGUUUGACUGGUUUGACUACCACGGCCACAUGUGCAUCUCCUUCGAACUGCUGGGGCUCAGCACCUUCGAUUUCCUGAAGGACAACAACUAUCUGCCUUACCCCAUCCACCAAGUGCGGCACAUGGCCUUCCAGGUGUGCCAGGCCGUGAAAUUUCUCCACGACAAUAAACUCACUCACACUGACCUCAAGCCGGAGAACAUCCUCUUUGUGAACUCUGACUACGAACUCUCCUACAACCUGGAGAAGAAGCGGGACGAGCGGAGCGUGAAGAGCACGGCCAUCCGAGUGGUGGACUUCGGCAGCGCCACGUUCGAUCACGAGCAUCACAGCACCAUCGUCUCGACCAGGCACUACCGGGCCCCAGAAGUCAUCCUGGAGCUUGGCUGGAGCCAGCCCUGUGAUGUGUGGAGCAUCGGCUGCAUCAUCUUUGAGUAUUAUGUGGGUUUCACCCUGUUUCAGACGCACGACAACCGGGAGCACCUGGCCAUGAUGGAGAGGAUCUUGGGGCCAAUUCCUUCUCGGAUGAUCCGCAAGACGAGGAAACAGAAAUAUUUCUACCACGGGCGCCUGGACUGGGAUGAGAACACUUCUGCUGGCCGCUACGUCAGGGAGAACUGCAAGCCGCUGCGGGACCCCACGGCGCUGCAGCCCCGGCCCGGUCCCGCGGCGCUGGACUCCUACAACCCCUUCGAGAGCGGCGCGCCGCCGCCGCCCUACCAGGCGCCAUCGGCGGCCCCGCCGCCGCUUCCCCCGGCCGGGGUGUCCCCGCCGCAAGCGGCCGCGCAGCCCCCGCGGAGAACCAGCCCCACGGAGCCCCGCAACUACGGCUCCUACGGCACACAGGCCUCGGCGGCGGCCGCCACGGCCGAGCUGCUGAAGCGGCAGGAGGAGCUGAACCGCAAAGCGGAGGAGCUGGACCGGCGGGAGCGGGAGCUGCAGAAUGCGGCCCUCGGUGGUGCUGCAACGAGGCCGAACAACUGGCCCCCGUUGCCGUCGUUCUGCCCGGUGAAGCCUUGCUUCUACCAGGACAUCCCCGUGGAGAUCCCCGCUGACUUCCAGAAGACCGUUUCUACCAUGUAUUACCUCUGGAUGGCCAGCACCAUCGCUCUCUUCCUGAACUUCUUGUCCUCGCUGGCCUGGUUCUGCGUGGACGCCUCGUCCGGUUCGGGGUUCGGCCUCUCCAUUCUCUGGGCUCUGCUCUACACGCCCUGCUCCUUCGUCUGCUGGUACAGGCCGAUGUACAAAGCGUUCAGGAGCGACAGUUCGUUCAACUUCUUUGUCUUCUUCUUCGUCUUCUUUGCCCAGAACGUGAUGUACGUGCUGCAGGCCAUCGGCAUACCCAACUGGGGAUUCUGUGGCUGGAUAUUGAGCCUGAUAGCGCUGCGCAAGAACACAGCCGUGGCCGUGAUGAUGAUCUUGGUGUCCUUGUCCUUCACGGCAGUGGCUGUGCUGGGCAUCAUUAUGCUGAAAAAGAUCCACUCUCUGUACCGCCGGACGGGCGCCAGCUUCCAGAAGGCGCAGGAGGAGUUUGCCGCGGGGGUCUUCUCCAACCAGGCGGUGCGCACGGCGGCCGCCAACGCUGCCGCGGGCGCCGCCACCAACGCCUUCCGGGCGCCCUAACCGUGCGGGGGACCCCGCUUUUCCAUCGCACGUGGGCUCUUUCCGAGGAAGAGGAAAUCCAAUUGGCAUUUUCAUUGGAUCCCCGUGUGUCUCGCAUCAGCUGGCAAGAGGCUGCCUCAUCCCAGCUUGGAAGUGCUGGUGCCCGAAUCGUCUGCUGCUCUCACCCCCUUUCCUCGCGGGCGGAGGCUGUUGUGGUUUGUGCUGGUCCCCCUUCCCUCGCAGACCGGGGAAGGAGUGGGACGGGAGGUGGUGUGUCCCGUCAUCACCCUCCCUUCCAGCGCCAGCUGCUGGGGCAGGAGCCUCCUCCAGAUGUGUGACAGGGACCGAAACAGCUGCUCGGCUCUUACUGUGUGUCCUGGGCCCCGAAGGGUCCCCGUGUGCCCAGUCCCAGGGCGGGCAGGGUCCAGCUCUUCCUUGGAGGCUUUUUCCUGCCUUCCCCUUGCUGUGGGAGCUGCUUCCCCACCCAAAACAUGGUCCAAGUCCUGCCCUGCGCUGCUGGGCUGGGAGGGAGCCCCGUCCCAGUCCCUUUCCCCAUCCUCUCCAUCUCUCCUUGGCUGAGCUGAGCCCGCUCCAGGUGGGGGAUAAGGGGGACACAGCCAGGACUGGCACAUGGUGCACUGGGCUGGGUGCCGGGGGUGGCUUCUGGGUGCUCAGGAGGGCUCCUGGUAGCCCUUUAGCUCCCUCCUCAUCUCCAGCCAGGGCCCACACGGCUUCUCCCUUCAUCCCCUGGGUCCAGCGACCCCUCACAAUCCCCAGCACUCCUCCCCCUGCCCCUUCGCCCUCUUCCCUUUUCGGGGGCCCAGCUGCUCCCUGUACGUGCCCCUACUAACCCCGGUGUCCCCUGUCCCGUGUGCCAGUGUCUUUGGGGAUCCCCGACCCUGCUCCUCCUGCGCCGGGUCUCAUGAGUUCCGCUUUGCCCCAUCUCCUCUCCCGCGCUCCGGGGUUUGUUCCUGCUGCUUCUGGGCCAGCGAGAGGGUUCGUGCCUUCAUCCAUGGGGACCAGCGCCUGCAGCUGGACCUCUGUCCCCUCCCGCUGCGGGGGGGCUGGCGCUGGGUGACAGCGGUGUCCCCGCUCCCGCCGCGCCCUCCCGUGUGUUGCUGUGCUCGCCGCCGAACCGCCUUCAGGUUUUAUUUAAGGAAUAAAUGAAGUUUCACUC